AUGGAAUCAACUGUUCCGCCGGACUAUUCUUCCCGCGUUCCUGAAUCUACAAAUCCAUAUGCACGCCAACCAUCCACCCAUACUUCGCCUGCCGUAGGGGGUGCCCCGCGCGGUGUGCGUUACCAUACCCACACCGCCCCGUGCACGCGCAUCAUAAAACCGGACGAACUAACGGGUUACAUCCAGACACCGACGACCAUCGUCGGCAAAAAGUUCAUGCCCAAGGACGGCGAAGACAUUUGGGAGGUCAUGGAGGUGACGUUUGGCAAAGGAGGCUGGAGCUCGAUUGUCCAGUUUGAAGGGCACGAUGAGAAGCACAGGAUGAUCUUCGAGGAUUUUGUAAGGAUGUUAAGGCAGGGGACUCUUAACGUCGUGGAAUUGGAGUGA
Messenger RNA from Psilocybe cubensis, 387 nucleotides. RefSeq lists its product as uncharacterized. The transcript is spliced from 2 exons. The record is from RefSeq and is a predicted model, not a curated record. NCBI's taxonomy places the organism in Eukaryota, Fungi, Basidiomycota, Agaricomycetes, Agaricales, Agrocybaceae. The coding region runs from base 1 to 387 and encodes 128 amino acids.